GAAAUCUCGUUUGUCAUGCAUAUAUGUAUUUAUAUAGUAGGUUAUUAAGAAUGUUUAAAACAAAAUUUAACACAGUGUUUAAGUCACGGAUUCCAUAUAAUAUUUGACUAUAUAAAGAAAUUAAUGAUUUUUACAUUUUUAUGAACUCGUGUCGUUCGGGUCGUAUUUAGUAAUUCGUUUCAAACUAACUUCCCGAUGAGCUUAGACUUGAAAUUUUAAACAUAGCUCAGAAUAGGAUGACAAUGUAAGAAUAUAAAAUAAAACCUGGUACUUAUAAUAAAUAAUUACAUUAUUUUUGAAAAUUUCACUUGUUUUUAAAUCGCCCACAUACAUAUAGUCAGGUCAUAAGUUCUGUCAAAACCUUAUUAUUUAAAUUUUUUGAAUACUGUCUAGAUAAACUUCACCAAUUUUAAAAAUAUAGCGUUUGCGCUUGCCGAAAAUAAAGAACAUUCAUUUUCAAAUAUGGAGUGGUCGAAGAAAGAUGAUAGAGAAGCGGUUAUCGGGUUGCACCGCUGUGGUUACGCGCCAAAAGAGAUUUUCAAUAUUCUACAAAAAUUGAAAAUAACCCUACGAUUUGUUUAUCGCACUAUCAAACGAUUCACUGACGAUUUAAGCUUCGAAAAUCGUAAGAGUACCGGCCUACUCCGUACAGUUACGUCACUCGCGAUCAUCAAAGCAGUGAAGGCUCUAAUCCAACGAAAUCCUGUCCGUAAACAAAAAAUCUUAGCUCUUUAGAUGGGCCUAAGCAGAAAGAACCACAGUCAAAAGACUAAUCAAUGAAGACUUAAGACUACGAGCUUAUCGCAAGGCGACCAAAAGACAUGUUUUGAACGAGCGAUUGAAAAAAAAUUUGGCUGGAUAGAUCCCGCGCUUUGUUAUGGCGGUACGCGGGAAAAAAUGCCGCGAAAUUUUGUUUUCGGAUGAAAAAAUUUUUAACAUCGAAGAAAGUUAUAAUAAACAAAAUGAGAAGGUGUAUGCCCACAGCAUUGAAGAAGCCAGCACGCGUAUUCCGAGGGUUCCACGAGGACAUUAUCCUUCAUCACUUAUGGUUUGGCCUGGAGACUCAUAUUCAGGCUUAACUGAAGUGUUUUCUGUGAAAAAGGUGUAAAAACCAGUGCCGCGGUGUACCAAAAUACCGUCCUAACGAACAUAGUGGAACCUCUUUCUCAAACAAUGUUCAAAAACAGACAUUGGAUAUUCCAACAGGACUCUGCACCAUCUCAUAGGGUACGAAGCACGCACAACUGGUUGACCGCCCGUAGAAUUCACUUUAUCGGACAUGAAGACUGGCCCUCUUCUAGUCCAGAUUUAAGCACACUGGAUUACAAGAUAUGGCAACGUUUGGAGGAGAAAGUCUGUGCUAAACCUCCUCAGAAUUUGGAAUCUUUCCGGGCAUCUUUAGCUAAAGCAACGGCAGAAAUAGAUAUGAAUGUGGUGCGUGCUGCGAUUGAUGAUUGGCCACAUCGAUUAAGGCCAUGUAUUCAAAAUAGGGGAGGGCAUUUUGAAUAAUGUAAAUAAAAUUGUAUUCUAAAUUAAAUUACCUUUCAUUUCAUAUAUAAUUUCUAUAUAAUUAUCUAAAAGUGUAUCAUUAAUUUUAUAAAAAGUUUUUGACAGAACUUAUGACCUGACUAAGUAUCUAUUAACCGAUUCGUUGCGGCAUCAAUUUUCGACAACUUUUAGCUGUGGCGGUGAACAAAUAUUUCAUGACACACCGGGCGUGUCAAGCGCCACAGACAAACAAGUUACAAAUGGAAGGAUACUUGUUUUUAGUGGGUAACUACGAGUUUUUAAACGCGUUUUCUUUGAAAUUGAGAGAAAGUGACUUUUUUUAUAAAGAGAUUACAAACCUUUUGUACUAUUUUUUGUUGUUAUAAAAAAAUCAUUUAUAUAAGUAGGUACAGCUAAUUCACCCUGGAAACCUUUGUUUUUAUUAAAUAAAAUUUUCACCUAAUAAUAACAUUUAUAAAUAUCAAACAAUGAAGAACCUUAAUUUGAAAAAAAAAAGGUAUAUCAUUCAUUGAUAUUAUCAAAUGUUAAAUAUUAUUUAAUGUUAUACAAAUGUAAAAGUAAAGUCGAUCUGAAAACGUCUAAUUAGUAAAAAUAGCAAAACAAGUGUUUUCAAAAGGAAAAAAAACGCCGGCGCUAUACGGCGGCGGAUUGACAAAGACUAUUUAGUAGCGUACUUUUUUUAUGCAUGAACGGUUUCGAACUGUUUCAAGCAAAAAUAAACCUUUAUACCAUAUCACAAGAGCACAUGGUACUUCGGAGGUCUAUUCGGCCAUAUGAUAGUAAUAAGACGGCAGUUCAACCAUUUUAAGCAAAAAUAAAAAAAUAAGACAAACGCAUUGUUUUUUGUUUUUAAUAGGAGACUUGUUUUCCAGAAAUUAUUUACAACUUGAGUUUGUGAGUGAUCGCAAUGAGUGCUAUUAUUUGUUACUUAUUAGACAAUUUUUACAUAACAUGAUUUAAAACCCACACGUUAAAAAAGGUUGUCAACCCCUAAAAAUUUCAAAUUUUCAAAAUAUCCAGAAACGAGCUGCAUGCACGAACUACUCGCAAAAUGAUGAAUAUUUUGUUCUGGAUAAAUUUUCCAAAAAAGUAAUUUGAGCAAGUUAUAACGAUUUUUAAAAAGACACGACUCGCGUAUCAUAUGCCACACACAAAAGUAAUCGAUGGCACGCCUGGCGUGUCGCCCGCACUGAACCGGUUAAUGCUUUAAGGAGAAAAUUUGGUUCUUAUUGUUUAGUAAUUUUAAUAAUCAAUAUUUCCAAAUAUUGCCUCGAAUUGAUUUUUUUACAUACCUAACUUUGUCGGUGAUAUUUUUUUGAAUUAUUUUUUAAUAAUCUUUUAUAUGUUUACAGGUAUCCGUAUAUAGUUAAGAUAUACCCGCCUGCUUCCCUGAAGAUGACUUAAAAAGAAGCACCGACCAAGGGGAAUGCUCUUGUUUGCGAUUUUCUUAUGUCAGAGGCUGCCGGUGCCAGCGCCUACAGAGAGAACUGAGAGCCUAAUACUAGAUAACUUCGUUGACUUCUCCUUUAUAAUUCCAUUGAUCUAAAUUGUUUAUCAUGUAUCAAUCAAUUCUCACGUAGGGGGAUAAUGUAACUUACCGGUAUAUUUUCUUAUAUUUCGUAAUAAAUAAUAUUAGAUUCCAUAGCUAUAAAUAUUUAAAUAGUAAAGUAUCCAUUUCAAUAGAAGUUCAAUGAGAAUAAAAAUCGUAUCCCAGUUUCAUCUUCUCUUUGAUGGCUUCGUGACGCAGUGGCUGAGCAAUGAGUUACUGCGCUAAGGGUCGCGUGUUCGAAUCCCGCAAGGGAACAAGUAUUUGUGUGGCCUACAAAUAAUUGUUCCGGGUUCUGGAUUUUUGUCCUUGUGAAAUUUAUGUAUGUAAACUUGCCCCCACGAUACACGAGAAAAUCCUAGUGUGGAAGUAAAGUUUUUUAACAAAAGAAUAGAUCAGUACCAAAAAAAAUUAUUUUGUAUGUAUCCUUGUUACUUAUGAUUACCUUUUAACUAUCACUUCGGGUCACGUCUUAAAUUCACUUUGCUCUAUACCCUUAGUUUAUAUCUGACUUUUGAUAUGUAAGAUCCUUAUAAAUCGGAUAAUAAUCAUGGCCCUUUCAGUUACUACAAGAACUGUUACUAUAUGCAGUCUUCUAUACUUUUCUAUUGAGUACAUUGCGGAGAAGCAAAUUUAUUUUGUAUCUAUUAUAGUAAUACAUACAUACCUACUUUUCAUUAUCAUGUAAAUAUACUUAAGUAGCUUAAAUAACUCUUUUAGUAGGAUUUAUGUGUUAUAUCUUAAUUUAAGCUUAAAUUGUAAUCUAAGAAUUGACAAUAAAACAAUAUUACAU
This is a messenger RNA of Parnassius mnemosyne (clouded apollo), 3848 nucleotides long. Lineage: Eukaryota; Metazoa; Arthropoda; Insecta; Lepidoptera; Papilionidae. The record is from the annotation of a GenBank genome assembly.